GCGAGCGGGCACGAGCUCAGCGGGCGACCAGAGCGGCAGCGCGGGGGAGAAUCAUGUCUCUGUACCGGAACUCAGCAUGGUUCCUCAAAGGACUCACCGAAUUCACCAAGGGGGCGUUUCUGUCGGCGUCUAAAAACUUUGUAGAGAAAGACCUGGAGACGUCGAUGGCGGGCCGAUCCUUCAUGAUCACUGGAGCCAACAGCGGCAUAGGGAAAGCAGCCGCCAUGGCCAUCGCCAAGAAAGGUGGUACAGUCCACAUGGUCUGCAGGAACAAGGACAAGGCGGAAGAAGCCCGAGCUGAGAUCGUCAAAGAGUCUGGAAACAAAGAGAUCUAUGUGCAUAUUCUGGAUCUGUCCGAGACCAAGAAGUGUGGGGAGUUUGUAGAGUCUUUUAAGAAAAAGUACAAGACCCUCAACGUCCUGAUCAAUAAUGCCGGCUGUAUGAUGACUAAGAGGGAAGUGAAUGGUGAAGGUUUGGAGAAAAGCUUCGCUAGCAACUCUCUGGUCUUUUCUUAUGGUGGCUGA
Molecule: messenger RNA, 524 nt
Organism: Danio aesculapii
Lineage: Eukaryota; Metazoa; Chordata; Actinopteri; Cypriniformes; Danionidae
Gene: dhrs12la
Product: dehydrogenase/reductase 12-like a
Exons: 6
Coding region: 54-524 (156 amino acids)
Source: RefSeq, a predicted model, not a curated record